This is a messenger RNA of Notodromas monacha, 948 nucleotides long. NCBI's taxonomy places the organism in Eukaryota, Metazoa, Arthropoda, Ostracoda, Podocopida, Cyprididae. The record is from the annotation of a GenBank genome assembly.
AUGUCGUUGAUCAAAACGUUGAUUGUGAAUGUCGGAGAUAAUCAUGACGGAUUGUUGUACCGUCUAUCGAAAGGUGAUACCUUAAGAUUGAAGAAAGGUUCCACCCUCUAUGGUGUACCCAAUGCAGUCAUUACCACUAAUCAUCCAGAGGAAGGAGUGGAAUUUCACAGACAUCAGUUUCGGGAGUUGGAAUGGACGAUACCCAAAGACGAAUCGGGUUGCGGGUUGAUAAUGGCGGAUCAUUUCGUCGAUUUGCCCAUCCGUUCAUCGGAGUUUGUUGAAGGAAGUUUGUUUUGUGCCGUUAUGUCGUUGAUCAAAACGUUGAUUGUGAAUGUCGGAGAUAAUCAUGACGGAUUGUUGUACCGUCUAUCGAAAGGUGAUACCUUAAGAUUGAAGAAAGGUUCCACCCUCUAUGGUGUACCCAAUGCAGUCAUUACCACUAAUCAUCCAGAGGAAGGAGUGGAAUUUCACAGACAUCAGUUUCGGGAGUUGGAAUGGACGAUACCCAAAGACGAAUCGGGUUGCGGGUUGAUAAUGGCGGAUCAUUUCGUCGAUUUGCCCAUCCGUUCAUCGGGUUCAUUUCGGUUCAACGUCGUAGUUUCUGGAAAAACGGAAUUGACUGGUGACUUCGUCGUCGACCCUCGGUUCACCAUGGGUGCUUCUGGGGAACCCUUGUCCCUGGACGGUAUAGAAUGUGUCACUGUGUUGCCCAAGAGUCUCGGAUUGUUGAAUGAGUGGGAAGGACGAUUGAGGGUUCUUAAAGAAACUGGGUAUAACAUGAUCCACUUCACUCCUGUUCAGGAAUUGGGUGCAUCAAUGUCUUCGUAUUCAUUGCGAAACCAGCACAAAUUGAACCACAUGUUUGGAUCCAAGCACACGAUGGCGGACCUCGCCAAACUUAUAAAGAAGAUGGAAACCCAGUGGAAGGCGAGACAUUAUUUUCUAUAA